UAAUAAGAGGGAAAAAAAAGAAAGAGAAACAAAAGAGGAGAGAUUCGAGCCAGAGGAGGGCGAUGGCGAGGGGACGGCGGGAGAUCCCACCCUGCUCCAAGACCUACGGCUUCCCCAUCUACUGCGCCGCCUGGGUCCCCAUCGACCGGAUCUCGGUCGCCGCUGUUGCGGCGGAGGCGGAGGAGAAGGAAGACAAGGACGAGGCGGCGGAGGAGGAGGCGGAGGAGAAGGAAGACGAGGGCAAGCAAGAAGGAGGCGAAGGAAGCGAGGGAGAGAUUUCUCCUUCGUCUCAGAAAGAUCGGCUCCUGGUGGCUCUGGGGGGAGGCGGGGGCGAAGGCCGGAGCGGGGUUCCCAACGCUCUCGUCAUUUCCGAGUUUGAUCUCGCGUCACGAUCCCUCUCCGAUCAGCCGGUGUUUCGGAUGGGAACGGAUGCUGAGGUGCCUUAUAGGAUGGCUGUACACCCGGGGGGAGACGGGAUUCUUUGCUCAUUUCCAAAGGGUUGCAGGUGGUUUGAAUGGGAUUUUCCAGAGAGAAAGGAAUCCCAUAAAUUGGCUCUUAAGUCCUCUGAAAAGAAAUUGUCACAGCUGGUGGAGGAUGGGCUGCAGUUAGCGGUAGCCUUUAAUGCAGAAGGUUCAAUGCUUGCGACUGGUGGUGAGGAUGGGCAUUUGAGGGUCUUCAAGUGGCCAAGUUUGGAAAUCAUUCUCGAUCAAACUGAUGCUCAUGUGACUGUGAAGGAUUUGCAUUUCAGUCUCGAUGGAAAGUUUCUUGUAUCAUUAGGCAAUAGUGGCCCUUGCAGGGUUUGGGAUCUGAUAUCAUCAACAGCUGUAGCGCAUCUGCCAAGGGAAGAUGGUGAGGUUUUUGGCUUCUGCAGGUUUUCUCAAAGCACUGAUAAUAGUCAGAUACUAUUGAUUACUGCAAUGCAUGGUGACCAAGGAAAGAUAGUGUCUUGGAAUACUCUUUCAUGGAAGAGACUUGGGUCAAAGAAGGUAGUCCGUGACCCAAUUUCUGCAUUUCAUGUAGCAACUGAUGGUAAACUUUUUGCAAUUGGGACAGUAGAAGGAAACAUCAUGAUCCUAAACUCAGAUAUGCAGGUUCAGACUAUAGUUAAAAAAGCACACCUUGGCAUUGUUACUGCAUUAACAUUCUCCCAAGAUUCAAGGGCCUUGAUGUCUGCUUCCUUUGAUUCAAGCGCACGAGUGACACUUAUAGAAAGUAGAAAGAGUAGUGGGUUGAGCAUGUUGCUCGUUGUCCUGGUUAUUAUACUGGCAAUUCUGGUAUAUUUCAUGAAGUUGAAGGGGGUCCUUUGAAUUAUUGUGCCAUAUGGAAAGGGAGAUUUUGAAUUCGAAUUAUUCCUGGAGUAGGAGUGAGCUGGAAAGAUCAGCUCCUGUACCAGCAAAGCAGAUAACUCAAUAUGAUGGUGGAUAGUUUUGUCUAAGCGUACACACACACACACACACACACACACACACACACACACACACACAGAGAGAGAGAGAGAGAGAGAGAGAGAAGGAUUUUGGGUGUAUAUGUACACGUCCUUUUUAUUUCGUCAAUUUAUGAGUGUUUCUUGUGUUUUUGUCGUUCUUUUGCGAUGACACUUUUUACCUGUUCUAUACCAUCAGAAAUUCUUAUUUUGAGACUAAAGUAGAUAUUCUCAAUAUUCAUACUUAAUAUGUACUGAGCAAGAGAUUAUAAAGAGCUGCUAUAUUACACAGCAAUGCGAGAUUUU
Molecule: messenger RNA, 1729 nt
Organism: Phoenix dactylifera (date palm)
Lineage: Eukaryota; Viridiplantae; Streptophyta; Magnoliopsida; Arecales; Arecaceae
Product: SEC12-like protein 2
Biological process (GO): endoplasmic reticulum to Golgi vesicle-mediated transport
Cellular component (GO): endoplasmic reticulum membrane
Molecular function (GO): guanyl-nucleotide exchange factor activity; protein binding
Source: RefSeq, a predicted model, not a curated record